AUGGCUCUUAGAAAUUUUUUAAGAAUUGGAAGGCAAUCAAAACUAAUUUUUUACAACAGAGCAUUUCAAAAUAUUUCUCCUAUAGAAACUGUAUCUAGAUUGGGAGGAAUACAAUCAUGUUAUUUCAGUCAAGAAUCUCAAGCUACAAAAGAUGUUGAAAAUGAUUUUCAUUCAAUUAUUAAAGACACAGAAAAAACUACCGGGGAUAAAAAUACACAUGAGUUCAAAGCAGAAACAAAAAUGUUGUUAGAUAUUGUAGCAAAGUCUUUAUAUUCCGAUAAAGAAGUUUUUAUUAGAGAAUUAAUAUCGAAUGCAAGUGAUGCAUUAGAAAAGUUAAGGUACACAUCACUUUCUGAAGGAAAAUCUUUUGACACACCAUUAGAAAUUCAUAUCGGUACAGAUAAACAAAAUCGUAUUAUAACAAUUCAGGAUACAGGUAUAGGAAUGACCAAAGAAGAAUUAGUAUCAAAUUUAGGUACCAUAGCAAGAUCAGGAUCUAAGUCUUUUAUAGAAAAAUUAAAAGAAAAAGGACCAUCAACAUCAUCUGAUGUGUCAUCAAUAAUUGGACAAUUUGGUGUAGGUUUUUACAGCAGUUUUAUGGUCGCAGAAAAAGUCGAAGUUUAUACCAAAUCUCAUAAGGAAAAUUCUGUAGGAUACAAAUGGUCUACUGAUGGGAGUGGAACAUAUGAUAUUCAAGAAGCGGAAGGCGUACAAGAAGGUACAAAAAUAAUAAUUCACCUCAAAAUCGAUUGCAGAGAAUUUUCCGAUGAAAAUACAGUCAAGAAUGUCAUACAGAAAUAUAGCAACUUUGUCGGAAGUCCAAUAUUUGUUAAUGGAAAACAAGUCAACACGAUACAACCUCUUUGGUUGAAAGAUGCCAAAGAGGUUACAAAAGAACAACAUGAUGAAUUUUUCAGAUAUAUUGGAAACACAUACGAUCGUCCAAGAUUUACGUUACAUUAUAAAACGGAUUCACCCAUGAUGAUUCGAGCUCUUUUAUAUUUUCCAGAUGGUAAACCUGGAUUAUUUGAAUUGUCUCGAGAUGCAGAUUUAGGAGUUUCUCUCUAUACUAAAAAAGUUUUAAUAAAAAGUAGAGCGGAAAAUAUUUUACCAAAAUGGCUUAGAUUUGUUAAAGGAGUUGUCGAUUCCGAGGAUAUACCUUUAAAUUUAAGUCGAGAACUUUUACAAAAUAGCGCUCUUAUUGCCAAACUCAGGUACAUUUUAACGACGAAAGUGUUGAAAUUUUUGCAAGAGAAACUCGUCAAAGAACCGGAAGAAUAUGAAAAAUUUCAUCAGGAUUAUGGUUUAUUUAUAAAAGAAGGAAUCGUCACAACGCAUGAUGUUUUAGAAAAAGAAGAAAUAGCUAAACUGUUAAAAUUUGAAUUUUCCACGAGUCCUCCGGGUGUAAAAAAAACACUGACGGAAUACGUUGAAAAUAUAAAAGACAACAGGAAAGAUAUUUAUUAUUUGGCAGCACCCAGCAGAGAAUUGGCAGAAUCUUCGCCAUAUUUUGAAAGUUUAAAAAAGCAAAACAUCGACGUUUUAUUUUGUUACGAACCUUACGACGAAUUAGUUUUCAUGCAUUUGAGAGAAUUUGGAAAAUGUAGAUUAGUGUCAUUGGAAAAAGAAAUGAGGGAUGAUAAGAGUUCGGAUGCGACGGAUUUAGGUUCGGACAUAAUAAAAGGAGAGAUUGAUAAUUUGAAAAAUUGGUUGAAAAGCACACUUGCUGGUAAAAUACAUUCUGUUAAAACGACAAAUCGUUUACAAGCUCAUCCGUGUGUGGUAACAGUCGAAGAAAUGGCAUCAGCACGUCAAUUUCUCAGGCAGCAAGCAACAGCAAUAUCAGAAGAAAGCAAAUAUGCAUUAUUAAAACCACAAUUGGAAAUCAAUCCAAAGCAUCCAAUAAUAAAAAAAUUAUGCAAAUUAAAAAAUUCUAAUCCGAAAUUGGCGGAUUUGGUGGCAAAACAAUUGUUUAGCAAUGCAAUGGUAUCAGCCGGAUUGUUGGAAGAUCCUAGAAUAAUAUUAACGGACAUGAACGAAUUAUUAACUCAAGCUUUGGAAAUUCAUUAA
Pediculus humanus corporis (human body louse) is the source of this 2070-nucleotide messenger RNA. Its product is annotated as heat shock protein 75 kDa, putative. Bases 1 to 2070 code for a protein of 689 amino acids. Gene Ontology annotation, biological process: protein folding. Gene Ontology annotation, cellular component: mitochondrial inner membrane. Gene Ontology annotation, molecular function: ATP-dependent protein folding chaperone; protein kinase binding; ATP binding. The record is from RefSeq and is a predicted model, not a curated record. Lineage: Eukaryota; Metazoa; Arthropoda; Insecta; Psocodea; Pediculidae. The transcript has 12 exons.